AUGACUUCCACUGUACUUCUUACCCUCGCCGCCUUGCAAGGCGUGAGGGCAUGGGGCUCUCUCGGGCACGCAACGAUCGCCUACAUCGCCCAGAACUACGUUACUGAUGAAGUAGCGUCCUGGGCUCAAGGUGUUCUCGCUGAUACCUCAGACUCAUAUCUGGCCAACAUCGCCUCGUGGGCCGACAGCUACCGCUCCACGACCGCCGGCGCAUGGUCAGCCCCUCUGCACUUCAUUGACGCAGAGGACAACCCGCCCAGCAGCUGCAACGUGGACUACGACCGAGACUGUGGCUCGUCAGGCUGCUCUGUCUCUGCCAUCGCCAACUACACCCAGCGUGUCGGUGAUGGCCGUCUCACCAACGCAAACGUCGCCGAGGCCCUCAAAUUCCUGGUCCACUUCACCGGAGACAUCACGCAGCCCCUGCACGACGAGGCUUACGAGAAGGGUGGCAACGGUGUGUCGGUCAAGUACCAGGGUUACACGGACAACCUGCACUCCGACUGGGACACCUACCUUCCGCAGACGCUCGUCGGCGGAAGCAGCCUGUCGUAUGCUAAGACUUGGGCUACCAACCUCACCGCCGAGAUCAACUCGGGCGAGUACAAGUCCCAGGCGGCAAGCUGGAUUGCUGGAGACAGCGUCAGCUCGGCGCUCGACACUGCAGUGGCCUGGGCCACCGAUGCCAACGCCUACGUCUGCAGCGUUGUCAUGCCCGAUGGCCCUGAUGCGCUGACGGCGAUGAGCGACCUGUACCCCACGUACUAUGAGUCGGUCAUCCCUACUAUCGAGCUGCAGAUCGCCAAGGGUGGCUAUCGCCUGGGGAACUGGUUGAACUUGAUCUAUGAUGCGAAUAUCAAGAAGAGGGACAUCGAGGCCAGGGGCGGAGUUAAUAAGAGGGCUGAGAGCAAGCCCCUGCCGGACCUCAUGGGUCGCGAUCUUCUCCCGGCGCCAAGGCCUCUGAGCAAGGCGAAGCUUGCGCGCGCAGCUUUUGGUUAUGGGUGUAAUCAUGACCACCAUUAG
Diaporthe batatas is the source of this 1023-nucleotide messenger RNA. RefSeq lists its product as uncharacterized. Gene Ontology annotation, molecular function: nucleic acid binding; endonuclease activity. The transcript has 2 exons. The record is from RefSeq and is a predicted model, not a curated record. The coding region runs from base 1 to 1023 and encodes 340 amino acids. Lineage: Eukaryota; Fungi; Ascomycota; Sordariomycetes; Diaporthales; Diaporthaceae. Gene Ontology annotation, biological process: DNA catabolic process.